Mycetomoellerius zeteki is the source of this 1593-nucleotide messenger RNA. RefSeq names its product failed axon connections (gene fax). The transcript has 4 exons. The record is from RefSeq and is a predicted model, not a curated record. Bases 307 to 1506 code for a protein of 399 amino acids. Gene Ontology annotation, cellular component: cytoplasm. Lineage: Eukaryota; Metazoa; Arthropoda; Insecta; Hymenoptera; Formicidae.
CGCGGAGCGAGCGGCGGCGAGUCCGAGAAGGAAGGAACCGGCCGGCGACUCGGCGAGCAGAAAGCGGCGACGAGUGCUUGGCGUACGGUUUGUGUGGUGCGCGCUACCGUCGAGAUAGGCUCGAGAUCGGAGAGUGCACGCGCGAUCGAGCGGAGGCGGCGAUUUCAGACGAGGGAGACACGAGUUUUGAAGUAGAAGCACGCGACUAUAGUCCUCCACUCCCCUUCCUCCUCCCCUCCGGCCGGACGGUAAAGGGGACGACGACGCGAAGGAGAAUUUUAGAGAAACGCGUAGCGUCGAGCGAUAAUGACGAUGGCAACCGAAACGGAGAACAACGGGCCCGAGAGCAAGGAGAUCAAGGACGUGAAAGAGAUGAAGGAGGCGCUUAAGGACGACGCGCCGCCGGACAACAAGCAAGAGGAGAAAGACGCGGCGGCGAAGAAGGAUGAGGUGGCCGGCAAGAAGGACGACGACGCCACCGCCGCGGCUGGCGGCGCAGCCACGGCGCCGGCGAAGGCCAGCACCGUGCACCACCCCGACUACGAGAAGGACGUUGUUUAUCUAUAUCAGUUCCCGCGGACGCCGCUGCUCCCGUCCUUAUCCCCGUACGGUCUCAAGGUGGAGACGUGGUUGCGGUUGAAUGGCAUCAAGUACGAGAAUGUUGAUCACAAGAUGAAAUUCCGCUCCAAGAAGGGUCAGCUGCCGUUCGUCGAGCUGAAUGGCGAGGAAAUCGCGGACAGUACCAUCAUCCUACGAGAGCUGAGCCAGAAAUUUGGCAAGGACUUGGACGCCGGUCUCACGUCCGAGCAGCGAAGCGUCUCUCAUGCCAUGAUAUCCAUGAUCGAGAAUCACCUCGUUUGGGUUGUCGCGUGCUGGCGCACGAAGAACUUGGAUCAGGUGUUGAAGGGUUACAAGGUCAAUCUGCAACUCGCCUUGGGAUCACGUAUCCCGAACGCUAUUCUGAAUUUCUUCUUCAAGCUCACGUUCGGACGCAAGUUGGAUUGGUUGCAGGGUGCGAGGAAAGUGAAGGCUCAGGGAAUGGGCGUGCACAGUCCGGAGGAAGUGUCCCAAUUCGGCUGCACCGAUCUUAAGGUGCUCUCGGACACGCUUGCUGACAAGCCCUUCUUCUUUGGGGACGAGCCAACUUCCAUGGACGUAGUUGCAUUUGCACAUCUCGCUCAAAUCCUGUACAUCGACAAAGACACGCCGUACAGCCUGCGAGACUACAUGGUCGAGAACUGUCCCAACUUGGUCGGACAUUGCUCGCGCGUUAAAGAACGAUGUUUCCCGGAUUGGGACGAGAUAUGCUCCAGCCUGGACAUGAACACGCAUCUGCCGAAGCCCGAGAAACAGGAGGAGAAGGAGGGCAAGGAGGAGGCGAAGGAGUCUAAAGAAUCCAAGGAGGAGAAAGAGGGUGACAAGGAAAAGGCAGACAAGGAGGAGAAGGAAGUAGAGAAGGACAAGGAAGUUGACGAGAACAAAGAAAAAGAGAAGGACGGCAAAUAAGCGGUCUUUCGUUGUAAAGAGAAGUAAUAAGUCGUUUCAAGGAUUUAAAGGCGAAGAGUCACGAAGGUGUAUUGGCGAAUGAAUAAA